UUAAAGAACAAACCGAUAUUUCUCACAUUUCAAAGCCAUGAUUAAGUCAUGAGUAAGUUUUAAGCACUCGAACUUCAAGUUAUUAAAAUUAAGGGGGAAAAGCUAAUUAAAAUUAUUAAAACUCUUUCUAUAACUACGCAAUAUCAAGCCAGUCAAGCUCCGAGAAGUUUCUUUUGUAUCGUAUAUUGCUUUUCGUUUUUAAAGAUAAGAUAACUUUAAUGUCUCAAUAUAGAUGUUGUUUGCAAGCUGUUUAGAUUGUGAUUCAGUAUUAGAAAGAACACGAAAGAAAAAUGUGGUCGAUUUUAGACAUUGUCUUGUGUAUAAUUUCUUGCAUAAUUCCAAACAUCGGUGGAUUCGUGGGAUCUUUGUUUACAGAAACAAAAGAUGUACCUGGUACCUGGUAUGGCGAUUUGGACAAACCUUCUUUCAAUCCGCCAACAUGGGUGUUUCUUCCUGCAUGGACAACAUUUUACAUCUUAAUCGGAUUUGCAGCAUUUAAAGUUUGGCAUAAAGAGAAAACAAUGCACAAAAGAUUAACAAAGCUGGGAAUGUUGGCGCUAACUUUAUAUGCUAUUCAGCUAGUACUUAAUUGGUUUUGGACUCCGAUAUUUUUCAAUUUGCAGGCACUUGGUUGGGCAUUCUUUGAGAUUGUAAUUUUAUGGGUCUUCGUUAUAGCAACUACGUUCUUAUUUUUCCGUAUUGAUUUACUCGGUGGGUUAUGUAUGUUGCCAUAUUGUGGAUGGAUCACAUUUGCUUCUAUCCUUAAUUUUACUCUUUGGCAAUUAAAUAAAUAGAAUAAACAUGUGACCCAAUCUUUAAUGACUUCUUAUUUUUCAUUAACCAGAUAAGAAUUUUCAAGUGUUGAUGCAAUUGUAACAUUUCAUUUUAUAAUCAUUUGCAGCAAAUAAGAUUAUGCAGAAGUGCCCAACUCUGGCACAAAAAAAUAACGAUAAGGUUUAAUAAAUUUAUCUACUGCU
Molecule: messenger RNA, 977 nt
Organism: Clunio marinus
Lineage: Eukaryota; Metazoa; Arthropoda; Insecta; Diptera; Chironomidae
Source: the annotation of a GenBank genome assembly